ACGCGCUGAUUGGAGGACAGCAGUUUGUGCGCUAUUAUAAGCGUACUGAGCCAGCGCAGGAAGGACAGUCUAUUAGAAGUUGCUGAGACGUGACAGUAUACGCAACAACUCGCGGCGGAUGGUUUACAAUGAAUUCUCCCAAGGGACCCGUUGCGUCUGAAACGACAGCUCACGAAAAAUCGGACUCGGAGAGCGAGGAAAGCCACAAGCCGAAAGAUAUGACCGCUGACAUGGGACAUAAAGUGAAGAAGAACCACCUUCCGUUUAGCGUUGAAUCGCUGAUGGCGAAAUCAAGCUGUCAGGUGACGUGCUCUCCGGUUCUCCCGCAGCCUUUCCCGCUGGGACAGCAGGACUUUGUUAGGACUUACUUUGUGGACAAAACUAAAGUUUCUGUGGACAGUUUGUCAACGCUUUCGGACAGCCUAAACGACGAAAGUGAAGAAUUAAGCGAUAAGGAGCAGAGCACUUGGUUGAACUCAUCUUUCACAUCUCAUCCUCGUCACUCGAGCUCACUGUCGUGCCCCUUACGCAAGCACAAGACGAACAGAAAGCCGCGCACACCCUUCAGCACCUCGCAGCUGCUCUCACUGGAGCGCAAGUUCCGGCAGAAACAGUACCUCUCCAUCGCCGAACGGGCCGAGUUCUCCAACUCCCUUAACCUCACCGAGACUCAGGUCAAGAUCUGGUUCCAGAACAGGAGGGCGAAGGCCAAGAGACUUCAGGAGGCCGAGCUGGAAAAGUUCAAAUGUGCCUCCAAACCGAUUCUGGCACCGUUCGCGCUGCCCUUUCCUUUGGGAUCUCCAUCAUCUCUGUACGGACCUCCAGCCUCUUUCCCACGGGCCGUGCCGAUGCCAGGACUAUUUAACGGGCCUGUGUCUUAUGGGAUGUAUUAUUUGUCUUAAAAACUUUUAUCUGAUGGCUUCUUCCAAACUCUGAAAGUGUUUUUUAAAAAAAAGAUUUUAAAUAAUGUCCGCCACGCGCACAGAAAUAAUAUUGAAAAGGUUUCCAAAAAAAUCUAAGUUUCUUUUUUUUUUUUUUAAUCAUUAACCACAUUGUUCUUGUUAUCUCUAUGAUUACAUAAUUAGUAUGAUUGCGUUAAACUAAUGAACAACAUGCAGGCCUACUUACUAUGUAAUUACAUAGUUAUAUGCAAUUACAAGAGUAAUUAAUUAAUUAUAGUAGCUACCAUGGAAUAUGUGGUGCAUUCCGUUAUUAUUGAAUCCCUAAAUUCACACGCAGUCAUCCCUCAAAUAACGGAAUGAAUGGAAGCAAGCUCUUGUAUUAUAUUUCAGUGUUUUAUUCUCUGUUGUAUAUUGACGUGCUCUUGUAGAGCACGUAAAUGUGUUUUAAUACUGUUUUAAGAUCAUUUUAAACUGAGCGUCAUUUGACGAUAAGUACUUUUUGGCCUUAUGUUGGAAGUGCCUUGAGAGACCAAAUAUUUAUUAGUCAAAAAUAAAAAAAUUAUUCUUUCCUAAAUUUAAACUUUUGUGCUUUUUGUAUAUUUUUUUUUUUUUCAGUAUUUUUUGCCGCAAAGAAUUUUAUAUAUAUAUAUAUAAUAAACUUGCACCGUUUCCCACCCAUAAAAGCUUCUUUAGACCUUAUUGAAUUAAAUAAAACACCAAGAAAAUCUAAACAAUACAAUGGUUAGAAAAGAGAGAAAAAAUCAGACAAACCAGAUACGUUCAAUAAACGUUUAAUUAGCGCUUCAAUAAAAACAUCUCUAAGAGGCGUGAAAGUGCCCAACAUCUCACAAGAACACAAAUGUAUCUUCAAGAACAAUCAAUAAAAUAUAAAUAAGACCGAAAAAAUAUACGGCCUACUUUGCUAUUUGUUUGCACGAUAUGUGCUGGGACGUCUCAGUGUGGGAUGUUAAGGCUCCGUUUUACUUGAGAGACACCUGCACAUUUGAAUAAUAUAAUAGCCUUCUUGGUUUUUAUGUAUUGUUUGAAAUAGCGGGUUCCUAUUGGACGGGUUGGAUUGUGGCGGGCUCCAAAAAGGGGUUAAGAAUAACUAAUAACGUGGUGGAGCAUCAAUUAUGGAGAAAACCUCUAUUAUUAUAACGACCUUCCUAAUCUUUGUCUAUUUCUGUCCAGUGGAGGGAGACAUCGUCUUUUACCAGCAAUACAGUGUAUUUGAGCAAUAGCAGUUAUCACCAUAGAUAAAAGUGUUUUGAUUUGAUUUCCUCCCAAAGCACUAAACCGCAGCAAAGAAUGCACAGUCUGUCCAUGAGAUCAUAAUGUCUAAAGUUUGAUUUUGAUGCAAUUUGAGCUAAUAUAUUUUUUUUUUAAAUGUUCCAAAUGUAUGUAGCUAAUGAAAAUUCCAAAAAUAAUCACAUUUAUUUGGAGCCAAAAUACUUAGUUGUCAUUUUUGGGGGUAAAAAUUUGGAGUAAUUUUUCAAAGUGGGCUCGUAUUGACUGGUCCAAUCACAAUGGAGAUGGGUUUAUAGAAUACUUGAGAUGUUCUGAAAUGCCAAAUAUGACUGAAAUGAACAGAAAAUGGUGCAAUCUUUUCACCAUGAGUGGUUAUUUUGAUUAAGCAUUAUCUUAAUUUGUUACUCGAAAAAGCAUCUUGCUUUUUUGUCUAAGUUGACAAUUUUUGCCCUAUAAUUAUUGUCCCAUAUCUGUACAAUAACACUAUAACCGUACUGGGUGCCAAAAAGCUCCUUU
Molecule: messenger RNA, 2666 nt
Organism: Xyrauchen texanus (razorback sucker)
Lineage: Eukaryota; Metazoa; Chordata; Actinopteri; Cypriniformes; Catostomidae
Product: homeobox protein MSH-B-like
Exons: 2
Coding region: 129-902 (257 amino acids)
Biological process (GO): regulation of transcription by RNA polymerase II; embryonic morphogenesis
Cellular component (GO): nucleus
Molecular function (GO): RNA polymerase II transcription regulatory region sequence-specific DNA binding; DNA-binding transcription factor activity, RNA polymerase II-specific
Source: RefSeq, a predicted model, not a curated record